Messenger RNA from Pelobates fuscus (common spadefoot toad), 2348 nucleotides. It is a transcript of the gene PTCD2, whose product is annotated as pentatricopeptide repeat domain 2. Lineage: Eukaryota; Metazoa; Chordata; Amphibia; Anura; Pelobatidae. The coding region runs from base 146 to 1252 and encodes 368 amino acids. The record is from RefSeq and is a predicted model, not a curated record. Gene Ontology annotation, cellular component: mitochondrion. Gene Ontology annotation, biological process: mitochondrion organization; multicellular organism development; regulation of mRNA processing. Gene Ontology annotation, molecular function: RNA binding; protein binding. The transcript has 10 exons.
GGAGGGUUUGACCAACCACCAUCCAGGCUGCUCUGACACCUUCCCCCCGGGUCAGGUCCCUGACAGCACGAGGAGCGGAGGGGGGGCCUAUGCCCGGAGACAGGCUGCUGCUACUCGGCCGGACUUGGUGCGGUCCGGGGACAGAAUGGCGGUGCUGGGAGCAGGGCGCUGGGUGCUCAGGGCUGUGAGCCCACCACCGGCAGUGUGCCACCAAGCAAAAAGAUACCUGUUAACCGAAGAAAUUCUUAAACUCCGUGAUUUUCAGAAGAAGAAACUAGCUACGGUAUAUCAUGUCUACGGGAAAAAAGAUUUGUAUUUCCAGUCGGUUAAUGAUAAACUACAGAAAAACCGAAUAAUCCUUCGUAGCGAAUUGCAGACGCUCCUUCAUCUAUGCGAAACACCAGCCGAUGUAGAAUUUGCAAAACAAGUUAUUUAUAGAUACCAUGAAGAAAAUAAAAAUGUGAUAUUUGGAGAAUUUCGAUUUGGACCUAUUUUUAUCAGGUUGUGUUAUGACCUUGAUCUUGAAGAUGCUGCAUUGGAACUUGUGAAGGACCAGUCACUCGGCCAUUUCUUCCACGACUGUACAUCAUUCAAUAUAUUAAUGGAUAUGCUGUUUACCAAAGGACAGUAUGAAAGAGCCGUAGACGUGUUACUGGAAAUGCGCAACCGCAAAAUAAAGUUCAGCAAAGAUACCUACAUAUUGGCGUUUGCUAGCUGCUAUAAACUCAAUAAUUCAGAUUCUUGUAAAAUCUGCUCUACUCUUCUAGAUGAAAUCGAGAUGAAGGACAGUUGGCUCCCGACACAAGCUGCCUGCUUUGCAGUUGCAUUUGCUUUGAAACAGAAGCAGUUUAGAGCAGCCAAGACUGUUUAUUCACAGAUCCGGAAUACUAAUGGGAAACUAUGCAAAAACCUACAUCUUCUUGUUAAGUUACACAAUAAUGAGCUGGAAGAUGUUCUACACGUUCUGGAAGUGGCCGUGGCUGCCACUGGCCCUGUAUUUGUCAGGAAGCCUGAAUUCUCUGAAGACGUUAUGUUUGCAAUUGAGGAGAAGCUAAAGCAUACUGAACUUGAAAGAAGAUUUAAUCAGGUUUAUUUGGACCUUCAAAAUUCUGGACAAAUAAGUGUGCUGACACUGGACGACAUGCUGUGUUUCACACCUCAUGAACACCGGCAAAACUUGAAUCUGUUUAAAAAGAGGAAAGUCAGCAGUAGGACAUUUAGAUCGUUGCAGUCUGCACUUUUAGUGGAGUAACUGGAUCACAGAGUCUACAUUUCAUAUGGAAGAAACACCUCAUCGUAGGGUGCUGCUGUGUUCUACUGAGAGGGACACUCUAAGCUCCAUAACCAGUGCAGCUCAUUUUAGGGGUUAUGGUGCGAGUAGUGUUUGAGUGCCAUAUUUUGUUUGCCUGUCAAAAUGUUCUUGAGCAGCUCAACAAAAGACAGGGUACUCCUGAUACAGAAAACUUCCCACUCUGCUGGUGCAGUCUCUCUGACAAAAACAAAAUCACUUAAUCUUUAAAUAUGUGUGGCAAUGUUUCUUUCUACACGGUGCAGACUAAAGCAGCUAUAACAAGAUCAUGGUGGAUUUCACAGGAGGACACAAAUGGCACAUUACUGUUUAUAGAGAUUCCAAGUGUAAGGGAUUUUAAGGUACCCCUGCCGGAGGUAUCACUAAAGGGACACUAUGGGCACCCGGACCACUUCAGUUCAUUGAAGUGAUCUGGGUGCAGUGUCCCAAGGCCCUUAACCCUGGAGAGGUAAUUAUUGCAGUUUUAAUUACCUGAAAUAAUUACCUUAAUGGGUUAACUUCAGCUCCUAGUUGCUGUCUACCAGACAGCCAAUAGAGGGACUUUUGGGUCACUAUGCCUGAGGAUGUCCAGCAUCACCCGAAACUGCAUAGGAAAGCAUUGCAUAGUUGUGUAUAAUGCUUUCCUUUGGGCUUGUUCUAAUGCGAGUGUGGCCAUUGGCACGCAUAUACGCAUUAGAUCUCCCCGUCGGCGGGAGAGGAACAAAGGCGGACCCCCAGCCAGCGCUGAAGGAUAUCAGUGCUGGAACUAGGUAAGUGACAGAAGGAGUGAGGCACUAUAACGAAUUAUAGUGCGAGGAAAAGAACUUUGGAUUUCUGGCACUAUAGUUUCCCUUUAAGGCAGGGUGUAACUCUACCCGUCUGGGCAGCAGUGAUAAAUUAAUUUAAGCAGCAGAGUAGUGGUUGGCCUGUAGCCACCUGGAGACCCUGGACAAUUUAACCAUGAAUGGUCUGAUGUCACCAAGAGAAAUCAAUUCAAUGAGAUUAAGUGAUUUAAGUUCCCAGUAAUUUAAGUUUAAAAUAAAACUGUGUUCUAAUAGUA